Messenger RNA from Acipenser ruthenus (sterlet), 4841 nucleotides. Its product is annotated as zinc finger protein 883-like. The transcript has 3 exons. Bases 339 to 2102 code for a protein of 587 amino acids. NCBI's taxonomy places the organism in Eukaryota, Metazoa, Chordata, Actinopteri, Acipenseriformes, Acipenseridae. Gene Ontology annotation, cellular component: nucleus. Gene Ontology annotation, molecular function: RNA polymerase II cis-regulatory region sequence-specific DNA binding; DNA-binding transcription factor activity, RNA polymerase II-specific. Gene Ontology annotation, biological process: regulation of transcription by RNA polymerase II; central nervous system development. The record is from RefSeq and is a predicted model, not a curated record.
GAAAGAAAAGCAUUUCUGUAACGCAGCUAAAUUAGUGAGAUUCCUUGAAUCUUCACUACCAGGUCAGCGAGGAAUGUUGUCAUUUUGCUUAUAGAAAGUUGCUGAUGACAAAGUUCCUGUUUCUUUUGCUUAAAAUGUUUAUUUUUGUCACAUUCUGAAUGCUUUGUAGGCAAAUGGUGUCUCCAUUUUGCAGGUUUAAGUGUUUUGCUUGACAAAAACCUCCUGACAAAUAAUGAAAAGGCUGGGACAGCCUAACAGUGAACACAAGCAGCAGAAUGAGCACAGAUUAGAAAGAGCUACUAAACAGAACCCUGUGUGCUGCCACAGACAGUGUGAAGAUGGAGUCUGUCCAGAUUAAAGAGGACUUCCCUGAACGUGAACUCCUCCCCUGUACAGAGGAGUCCUCUGGGCUGGCUUCCCUCCCCAUUAAACAGGAGUGCUUUGAGAGGCAAUGUGACUGCUGUCUGAUGGAGGUCUCUGACAUUAAAGCUGAGCACAAAGAACUGAAGAUCUCCCAGACAGAAGAACCCCUUUCUGUUAAACAAGAAAAGGGGCUGGAAACUGUCCGUAUUAAACAGGAGCCACCUGAAGUAGAGUUUGACCACAUGGAACCAGUGAAGGAAGAAUCCGAGGACUUCAACCCAAACAUCCCUGAGCUGGAGCCUGUACGCCUGCGGGAGUGUAGCGUGGUGCUGGAGAGAAUCUGCGUGAGAGAGCAAGGCGCUGGAGAGGAAGGCUCUCCCAACAGCAUGCAAGGAGGUGGAAAGGAAGACGGGCGAUCACAUUCAGAAUCCAGUCUAGCAGGUUCCAGUACAGCAGCUAAAGCGAGGGCGGGCAGUGGAGAAGAUCCUGACUGUGGGAAAGGUUUCACCCAGUUUGGGAAUUUUAAAGCACAUCAGCGAACUCACACAGGAAAGAAACGGUAUCGCUGCUCUGCCUGUGGGAAGACUUUCAGUAACUCGGAAUAUCUGAAAAAACACCAGCAAAUUCACACAGGAGAGAAACCGUAUUUCUGCUCUGACUGUGGGAUGAGUUUCAGUCGGUCAGACAGCCUUGUUUUACACCAGCGAACUCACACGGGAGAGAAACCAUAUCUCUGCUCUGACUGUGGGAAGAGGUUCAGUAACUCAGGAGACAUGAAAAAACACCAGCGAAUUCACACAGGAGAGAAACCGUAUCACUGCUCUGACUGUGGGAAGAGUUUCAAUAACUCAGGAUAUCUGAAAAAACACCAGCAAAUUCACACAAUAGAGAAACCGUAUCGCUGCUCUGACUGUGGGAAGAGUUUCAAUUGGUCAAACAGCCUUGUUUCACACCAGCGAACUCACACGGGAGAGAAACCAUAUCUCUGCUCUCACUGUGGGAAGAGGUUCAGUAACUCAGGAGACAUGAAAAAACACCAGCAAAUUCACACAGGAGAGAAACCGUAUUGCUGCUCCAACUGUGGGAAGAGUUUCAUUCACUUAGGAGACAUGAAAAAACACCAGCGAAUUCACACAGGAGAGAAACCGUAUUGCUGCUCUGACUGUGGGAAGAGUUUCAGUCAGUCAGGAGACAUGAAAAAACACCAGCAAAUUCACACAAGAGAGAAACCGUAUCGCUGCUCUGACUGUGGGAAGAGUUUCAAUUGGUCAGGCAGCCUUGUUUCACACCAGCGAACUCACACAGGAGAGAAACCAUAUCUCUGCCCUUACUGUGGGAAGAGGUUCAGUCACUCAGGAGGCAUGAAAAAACACCAGCAAAUUCACACAGGAGAGAAACCAUAUCGCUGCUCCAACUGUGGGAAGAGUUUCAUUCACUUAGGAGACAUGAAAAAACACCAGCGAAUUCACACAGGAGAGAAACCGUAUCGCUGCUCUGACUGUGGGAAGAGUUUCAGUCAGUCAGGAGACAUGAAAAAACACCAGCGAAUUCACACAGGAGAGAAACCGUAUCGCUGCUCUGACUGUGGGAAGAGUUUCAAUCGGUCAGGCAGCCUUGUUUUACACCAGCGAACUCACACGGGAGAGAAACCGUAUCACUGCUCUGACUGUGGGAAGAGUUUCAGUUUUAUACAAAGCCUUCAAAGACACCAGCGAAUUCACACAGGAGAGAAACCAUAGCACUAGAACACCCAGAGAUAUACUCAUAACGAGGCAGGCAUCUAUAUAUAUAUAUAUAUAUAGUAACACAGCAGGGAGGGGGUUAAAACCUCCCAGUGUGGAAAACAUGUGCAAAUGCACAUUUGUUUUAGUUAAUUGUUUUGCUUAUUGUGUAAUUCAGUUUGGUUAAUUGUUUUAUUGUUUAAUUAUCCCCUGCACCUGGGCGGUAAUUGGAAAUUAGAACCAGGUUCAGGGUAUAAAAGACAGGCAGUCAGUUUGCUCGGGGCUGCGGAGGAGAAGGAGGCAGAAGAGGUGUGCUGUGUCCGAGCAGUCAAGAGGAAAUAACGUGCAGUGUGAACCUGUGUGGUUUGAGUAUAGUUGUUUUUUGUGUGACAGGUGAACGGCCUAGCUGUCCUGUGCUAGUUAGGUUCCUGUGUGUUAGUUAGUGCUCGUAAAGAGCUAGGUGUUUAUUUUUGUGUUUUGUUUUGUUUGUGUUUUGUUUGUCUUGUUAUUAAAAAUACCGCAACCGCGCUGAAAAAUCCAAGUCUGUGUCCUGGGUCGAUUUUUAAAGGGGCAACGAACCCGAGAGUGGCAGCGGUCUUUCCACAAUUAUAUAUAUAUAAUGAACAUUUAUUUUACAAAUCAAAACAAGAAAAUGUAAAUAAACAUCUGAACAGACAUACCUAUUUAUAAAACUGAAACGUCAGCAAUACAUUUUUAACUUUUCAACAGCAAAUCAGUUUAUUAUCAGAUGUUCAAAAGCAACUGAACAAUGUACAUAAAUAAACUUAGAAGAAAACAUUUUACAGAAGCACACAGCACAAGAAAUUACAAAAAAAAGACUUUUUUUUGACAAAAGGGUAUUCCUUUACCUUGAGUCUAAGGCUGUUCACAAUCAACACAGAUAAUGUGCUUCUCCACGCCGCCUUUCUGAACAGCUGUCUGAAGUUUUAUUUUUAUUGCACUUGCCAACCUGGCAUUGGCGUCUCUUGCGGCUCUCGACGGGUUUGCCAGCUUCAGCUGUGGGUACACGCUUGGCAGUCUCCCACUGUUCCAAAUGCUUCUUGUGAAGUUCCUCUGCUAACUGUAAAAUGUAUUCUCUGCUUGGUAGAUUCUUCUCUGUGCAUUCUUUGUUAAGUACCAAGGAGUUGAUGGUUGCUAGGUACAGCUAAACACAUUGCAGACUGGUAAAUGAAAAUAAUAAAGCAGAAUAUUGUUCUGUAUAAUCGAAAUACAUUUUUUUCUGUGUAGCCGUCAAAGUGACUGCUCCUGGGGCUUUUAGGUAUAAUGUAAUAUAUAUAUAUAUAUAUCCUUUAUUUCUGCACGCCCGUGUUUCAUGCUUUGUGAGAAUAUGUAAUACAUAUGGACAGAAAGGUACCUGAACGCGCAGCCCCAUAUCUGUUACACGACUGGAGAAACUUAAGUUUUAAAACUAAAAACCGGCAAAAUGACUGCCACGGGGCUUCUAGUGUUAAAGACUAUAUUCAAUGGGACUUUUCAUUUAUGAGGAAAAACCCGUUAGCCUUGCAUUAUGAAUCCCUGUGUAAUGACUGUUUUGUGUAUCACUCUGAACAGCAUGCAUUUUAAAUGGUAAAAAUGCACUUCAGCUCUCUUGCACUCUGAUUGUGUCAGAAAGCGGGCGGAGACGCGGACACGUCACAAGAGGCUUCUCUGCUUAAGCUAUCAUUACAGAGCACAAGAUCAUAUAAAAUGCAGUGUGGUGAUGGAAACAAAUGUAUGAUUGUGUGGGGAGGGAGAUCUAGAAUUUUCAGGAGAUUUAUUUACCUUUUUAGUAUAGAUAAAUAAAUACUGGUGCAAAAGAUGCUUUGACACGAAACCUUUUUUUUUCUUUCACUCCUAAGGAAAUGCUACUGUCUAGAUACUGGAACUUGAUUUUUAGUCCUGUUUGUAUUUUACAUUUCUGUUCAGUAUUAAUGCAGAUUAGUGUGUGGAUUAAACAUAUUUAGUUUCUGUUAGUUUCUUUUAAGGGACCAGUGAGUCUAUGGCACGGCUUACUGCUAGUACUGCAUUCAUAUCUACUGCACCUGCACCAGCCACUGAACACAAUGUGUGUAUCAUUAAACAAAGGGCAAGUUUAUUUCUCUGUCCUGUUCAGACUUUUACAUACAGAGCAGGGAGUUUUGUUCUUUAUCCACUGCUGGCAAGUCUCUCUGAGCCGUUUCUACUCUUGAUAUCAGUCUGAAGAUUCAUCUAGAAAUAGAUCAGUAUAUUAUCAAGUGAACUAAGUACUUCAUACAAUAUCAUGUGUUUGCUUACAUUUCAAUGAACUGACACGAGGUGUGUUAAUAUGACUGAGUUUGUGUUUUAAUAAGUUCUAUGAGUAUUGUGUGAGAUGUAUUACGAUCCGCCCAGGACCUUGUUAAAAAGCUGUGUUAUGAGGAAAUGUGUGUAAUGUGAGUUCUAAUGAGACUGUACAAUUAAACCUUGUGUGUGCUGAUUGGAUGAUUUGAUUAAUAUACAACAGGAUACUAAACCAUGUUAAAGAAAGAAUAGAAUACUGCACUGCUCUGUAUCACCAGGAUGUGUAAGACAUGUGCAUUUCAAUACCUUCCUGCAUUGCUUACUGUUCUCUCAGUAUUAGUAUUAAACUCUUGUAUUGAGUGUAUCAUUCUGUAUGAAACCAUUCCAGAAACUCACACUAUUGAGCCACAUAACAGAGAGAAAGUUAGUUUAGUUUAGGCUUAAACUUCUUCCACAUGUUGGAAUUGCUGUAUGAAUGCAAUGCUUCUUCCACACAUU